AUGCGCUGGAUUGGGAAACCGCUGACGGAAACUGCAUUUAUUUUGGAGGCUGGAGGAGCCCGAACAUUGAGUUAUGAGCAUCACAACAUAGACGAGCCAGCCAUUCUCCUCGGAGGAGCUUUUGAUGUUGACGACUAG
Molecule: messenger RNA, 138 nt
Organism: Paracoccidioides lutzii Pb01
Exons: 2
Coding region: 1-138 (45 amino acids)
Source: RefSeq, a predicted model, not a curated record